Messenger RNA from Helianthus annuus (common sunflower), 675 nucleotides. RefSeq names its product heterogeneous nuclear ribonucleoprotein A3 homolog 1. The coding region runs from base 1 to 675 and encodes 224 amino acids. The record is from RefSeq and is a predicted model, not a curated record. Gene Ontology annotation, molecular function: sequence-specific DNA binding. Gene Ontology annotation, biological process: DNA-templated transcription. NCBI's taxonomy places the organism in Eukaryota, Viridiplantae, Streptophyta, Magnoliopsida, Asterales, Asteraceae. The transcript has 3 exons.
AUGCGAGUGUUGACGGAGAAACUGGCGAAAGUGCAGGAGACGGCGGCGGAUAGGUCGAUGGUGGAGCUUUCGAUUGCGGUAUCGGAGAUGAUGAGGAGUGGUGGCAGUGAUGGGGGAGAGAGUGAGGAGAGGGUGGAGGAGGUGCUGGAGGUGAAGUGUGGUGAGAUGGAGGAGUUGUUGCAUAUGGCAGAUCAUUUGAGAUUGGAGACGUUGAAGGCGGUUAUAGAGAUAUUGACGCCGAUACAGGCGGUGCAUUUUUUGAUUGCUAAGGCGGAGCUGUAUCUCCGGUUGCACGAGUGGGGGAAGAAGAGGGGUACAAUAGGCAAGGGAGUUAAUUGGAGCUGCAUGUCUGGUUGCGCGCGAGUGGCGGGAAAUCCACAAUCGUAUCCGGGUUAUGGGGUAUACGGGGAUGAAGGUGGAUACGGAAGUUACAGUGGAUACGGUGGUGAAGGUGGAUACGGGGGUAAAGGUGGUUACAGGGGAUAUGCGGGCUACGGUGGAUACAGUGGAUACGAUAGAUAUGGGGGUGACGGUGGUUACAGUGGAUACGAGGGCUACGGUGGAUACAGUGGAUACGAUAGAUCUGGGGUGAAGGUGGAUACGGUGGAUACGAAGAACAUGGUGGAUAUGGUUAUGAGCCCCCGUUUCAUGUCUCUAACUGAUUUGAAGAAUUGA